Messenger RNA from Plasmodium gonderi, 1173 nucleotides. RefSeq lists its product as hypothetical. The record is from RefSeq and is a predicted model, not a curated record. The coding region runs from base 1 to 1173 and encodes 390 amino acids. The transcript has 13 exons. NCBI's taxonomy places the organism in Eukaryota, Apicomplexa, Aconoidasida, Haemosporida, Plasmodiidae.
AUGUAUGUGCUUUUUAAAGACCAGCCCAAGAAGGGGGAUGAAGCAAGUGUUAAGCAUCAAGCAACUCGUCACAAAGAAAAUAAUUCCUCGUCUGAAAAUGUAAUUUGUGAAAAUACAUUAUCCUCCAAAUAUUUCAGAAAAGAAAAUAGAAGAUUUAAACAUAACCUAAACAUUCUUGAUAAACAUACGCCUCUGUCGAAUGUUUUAGGAAAUGCACCUGAACAAAAGCUUGAGCUACCCACAGAAAAACAAAGCGAAUUAGGUAUCUUAAAAAGCAAGAAGAAUAUUGAACCAACGGGUAUUGUAAUAGCAUGCUGUCUUGGAACCGAUUUUCACUUUUCAGCUUUCAUAAAAGAUUUCAAAACGCACAAUAUAAAUAAUGACUUUAUCAAAAUAAAGAAAGUAUACAGUGAAGUAAUAUUUUGUUCUGCCUUUUCCCAAAAAAAAAUUUUUUUUCUGUUUCGUUUUGGUUGUAUUGUGUUGUGGGACUUUAGCAUAAAGGAGAAGGAGAUUUUAUUUAUGAACCUGAAAGACUACCUAAAUGAAGCAUACACAGAAAACAACAAUGAAUUGGAUAGCAUGUUUUAUAUUAUGAACAAAUCAAAUGAAUUAAGUGAUAACAAAAUCACAAAAAAUAUGGAAAGUUGUUCAUUUAAAAUAAAAAAUGACAUCAUAUAUAUUUACACAAAGGAUAUAUUUGAAAAAUUAAGUUAUUCCUACGCAUUUUCUCAGAGCGUAAAGCUAUCUUACUUCGAAAAGGUGGUAGAUGACACCAUUGAUAAGACAAAAAAAAUUCCAGAAUGCUUAGCAAGAACUGGAAAGAUACAGCUAAAGAAAAAUGAUAUAAGCAAGAAAAUUGGGGAACUAUUUGUAAACAGAUUUUAUAUUAACAUGAACACAGAUAUGUUAGACACUCCAGAAAUAUUUUGGGAUCAUGAUGACUUCACCGAUACGUAUGAACACUUUAGAAAAUAUUUAGACAUCUCAAAGAGGGUUGAAAUAUUAAAUCAUAGGCUAGACAUAAUUAAGGAUCUCUAUGACAUGCUGCAAAAUGAGUUAACGAUUCAGCACGGGUAUAAACUCGAGUGGAUUGUGAUUUACCUCAUAUGCAUAGAAGUUAUUAUAGACAUUGUAUGGACGAUCAUUAUUAAGGGUGUUUUCAAAUGGGGAUGA